Molecule: messenger RNA, 1566 nt
Organism: Physcomitrium patens
Lineage: Eukaryota; Viridiplantae; Streptophyta; Bryopsida; Funariales; Funariaceae
Product: methionine aminopeptidase 1A
Biological process (GO): proteolysis
Cellular component (GO): cytosol
Molecular function (GO): metalloaminopeptidase activity
Source: RefSeq, a predicted model, not a curated record
UAGGGUUUCGGGGGUCUGGCUUCGACCCUUGUGGUUUCAUGUUGUUCCCCUCCAACCUUCGUGAUGCUAAAUUCGCAUCGUGGGGAGGAAUACAGUGUUUGCUUGAUUGAAGCACCUGUUGGUGUCCAUUUUCAAGCCACUGAGUUCUAUCUAAACCUCCCCUUGAAAGAUUUGUUCGAAUAGAUGGAGGACGAUCGCAAUCUGGACUUAGGGCAUGUGGCGUGCGUGCGAUGCAGCAAGGCUGCUCGUUUGCAGUGCCCGAAGUGUUUAGAGCUUAAAUUGCCGCGUGGCAAUGCGUCCUUUUGUUCGCAGGGUUGUUUUAAGGAAUCAUGGAAUUCACACAAGGCUGUUCAUACUGCGUUGAGUCAAAAACAAGAGGGUGAGACUCAUGGUUUGCAGGAUCCACAUGCUGACGCUUUGGCUCGAGGGUGGAUGUAUUGCCUCCGGAAGGGCCAAAGUCGAAGCUCGGAGUUGCCAAAUUUCGAUUGGACAGGACCUUUAAGAGCAUAUCCAAUAUCACCUCGACGCUUUGUCCCCGACCACAUUCCCCGUCCUGAAUGGGCUUCAACGGGCAGACCCCAACAAGAAAUGAACAGUGAAUGGCAGAAUAGUGUAGAGAUUAAAUCUCCAGCACAGAUAGCCAAACUGCGAGAAGCUUGUAGGGUUGGAAGAGAAGUGCUAGAUGUAGCAGCAAGAGCAAUCAAGCCAGGAGUGACAACUGACGAAAUAGACAGGAUUGUGCAUGAGGCUACAAUUGCAGCUGGUGGCUACCCUUCACCUCUGAAUUAUCACUUCUUCCCAAAGUCUUGUUGCACGUCUGUAAAUGAAAUAAUCUGCCACGGCAUACCCGAUGCAAGACCGUUGGAAGAGGGUGACGUCGUCAAUGUGGACGUUACAGUCUAUCUGAAUGGCUGUCAUGGGGAUUUAAACGAAACUUUCUUCGUUGGAAAAGUAGACAAAGCAUCGGAAGAUCUUGUGCGGAGUACCUAUGAAUGUCUUGAGAAAGCCAUCGCUUUAGUGAAGCCUGGAGUACGUUAUCGGGAUGUUGGUGAGGUUAUCAGUAGACACGCCUCGUUGAAUGGCCUCUCUGUGGUGAAGUCGUACUGUGGUCAUGGAAUAGGAGAGCUUUUUCAUUGUGCACCUAACAUUCCACACUAUGCUCGCAACAAAGCUGUGGGAGUAAUGAAGGCAGGACAAGUCUUCACAAUCGAACCCAUGAUUAAUUCUGGUGUCUGGAGAGAUAGGAUGUGGCCAGAUGGGUGGACUGCGACUACUGCAGAUGGCAAGCGCAGCGCGCAAUUUGAGCAUACGCUUCUGGUGACGGAUACUGGAGUUGAAGUUUUGACAGCUCGUCUCCCAACAUCACCCGAUGUGUUUCCUUGGUUAAAAGAUAGUUCUCAAACUGUGGUUUGAAUAAUUAAGUAAAUGGUACUGAACAUGAAGUUAGGGUUGAAUCCAAGGCCUUACACAAAUGCCGGGUACUGUGUAAUAGGAAUUGGAUUGUAAUAGAAAGAUCUAGUAUUCAAUAUAUAUUCUAGAAUCUAUCUGGGACCGACCUUCGUACGA